This is a messenger RNA of Coturnix japonica (Japanese quail), 1467 nucleotides long. The record is from RefSeq and is a predicted model, not a curated record. NCBI's taxonomy places the organism in Eukaryota, Metazoa, Chordata, Aves, Galliformes, Phasianidae.
CUCAGGCCUUGGCUCAGUUUGACUUGGUGAGGUGAGGAGAGAGGACAGGGAGUGAGGGGCUGCCCGAGGCUGCUCAGUGAGGAUGGUUCCCCAGGCCUGGGGGGCCUGAGCUGCUAACUCACUCUCGUCCUCCUUUUCUCUCAGAGUUGACAGAGGAGAGUGUGCAGGAGAAAGCCCAGCGCUGACUGUGCAGGGAUUCCAAACACUCCUAGUUGACGUGUGCCAUGUCGAAAAAGAAGGAGAAGACCUCCCACUUGGAGGAGGAAGUUUGCAUGCUGUGCCGCCGAGCAGAUGUUCAUGAGGACAUCUGCGGGCCCUUACUGGGCGACAGCGGACUUCGUGUCCACAAGUUUUGCUUGUUUUUUGCCGACAGCCUUUAUCUGCUCACUCUCAAUCAGAGGGCAGUUCUGAAGUUCCCCCUCGAUGCCAUUAGACGCACAAUCGAGGAGGCAGAGCAGAAGCACUGCUUCGUUUGUGGAGAGAAGGGGGCCUCCAUCUGCUGCGCAGAGACAGACUGUGAACACAGCUUUCAUCUGCCCUGUGCUACGGAUGGAGAAUGUGUCACACACUUCUUCGGGAACCACAGAUCCUUCUGCUGUGAUCACCGGCCUCAGCAGAUAGUGGAGGCAGCUCCAGAGCCAGACACAUGCUGUGUCAUCUGCCUGGAGCCCGUGGGGGACCAAAACUCCUACCACACCAUGGUGUGCAGGGUGUGCUUACAGGCCUGGUUCCACCGGAGCUGCAUUCAGGGAUAUGCCAUAAGCGCUGGCAUUCUGCGCUUCCGAUGUCCCGUUUGCAGAGACAGGGUGCGAUUCCGGACGGAAAUGCACAUCCUCGGGAUCCAAAUCCCAGCCAGAAGACCAACAUGGGAGGACCAGGAGAGCUAUGAAGUGCUGCACGCGCCUCACAGCUGCUGCGAUGUGGAUGAAUGUCAACACACAGAGGGCAGGAAACAAGCAGAGGAAGAGGGGCCCUGGGAGCUGCUCCUUUGCACCUCCUGUGCUGUGCAAGGCACCCACAGAAAGUGUGCCUCCUUGAGCGACAGCACAAUCAGCUGGGAGUGCGACUCCUGCGCUGGCGUGGAUUCUGGUAAGAGGCAGAGCCCUGUGCCGCUGGGCUGGGUCGAGGCAAGGCCUGGCGGUGCGUGCUCAGUGCAGCUUUGCCAGAGUUUCUCUGCCCCAGGAGGGAUGGGAACCUCUCCCACCAUGGGGACAUCCUGUUCACCUUCCUGCCUCUCCUUACAGCCUCCAGUGCCGAGUCACAGCCUGCUGGUCCCAGCACUGCCAGCCAGGAGGAGGAGGGGCCAUCAGAUAGCUCCCCAGCUCCUGACAACCAGGAAUCUGAGUCCACCAGCCAGGCAGCAUUGGAGUCAUCUCAGAGUCCGCAGAUGCCUAAGCGCAGCAGCCUGUCCAGCCAGCCCAGGACAGGACAAAAGAAAAAGCGCGUGAGCAUAUCCAGCCAGCACCA